Molecule: messenger RNA, 8867 nt
Organism: Arabidopsis thaliana (thale cress)
Lineage: Eukaryota; Viridiplantae; Streptophyta; Magnoliopsida; Brassicales; Brassicaceae
Product: nucleoporin
Exons: 10
Coding region: 355-8526 (2723 amino acids)
Source: RefSeq, marked reviewed
UAUGAGUUGUCUCUUUACUUUUGAAGUAGUAGUGUUUAGGAAUUCUUCUCUUCGCUUCAAAUCGACGUCUGUGUGAGGUUAAAUCGCGUCGCGUUUUCAUCUAGCAGUUUUUUUUGGUUCAAACGAACGAGACACACCAGCUAAAGGCCAUUUGCGUUAGAUCUAAGGAGAGAGCGACGUAUACGUGGUUUCAAGCAAAUUCUCCACGGGAAGGAGAUUAACGAGCAAAGUCGAUUUCAGUCUCCUUUGUGGAGUUUUCUCUUCAACGCAUCGAGGGUGGCACGAACCAUGGUUAUCUAAACUUGGUGGUGAUCCACGAAGAGUCAUUGUGGGAACAAGAACACAGUGAAUCGAAUGGACAAGAAAAAGAACCGUGCUGAUCCGCUUGCUGCUGGGCGCCAGAAGCUUCAACAAUUUCGUCAAAAGAAGGCUGACAAAGGCACUGAUCAGAAAAAGGACUCCAAAGGCAGUACAAGCCAAGGCAAAUCCUCCAAAAAAUCUAAUAAAUCUGAGAAGCAUGAGCGUAAACCUGACACUAGUGCUGUCAGUGACGAGGCACAAGCUCCAUCCCCUGUGACUGUAGGAGGAGCUACAUCUCAUGUGAAUGUUGCUGAGGAGGUUGUCGAUUCUCCACAAACUUCUUCAGAUACAAAAGCUCACGAAUAUGUUUCAGUCCAUGGUUCCUCAUCAGAGCCUGAUGCGCUUCAGCCAGGACACACCACUUCUAAUGAUGGAUCUGAAGCGAGAAAAGAAGUAGUUAAUUCUGAAAAUGAUAUCAGUAAAUCUUUAUCCACUGAAGAAGAGAAUGUGAAGUCUAUCAACAGUGGAGUGGCUGGCACAGUGGAUUCUUUGAUAUCUGACCCUGCAGAUUCUGAGAAGGGAGUUACACAUGACGAUGCAUCUAAUGUUGAUGGAAUCUUUGCUGCUUCUGGAAACAUAGCGGAGGGGGAAGGUGUUGAAGUUGAAGGUGGUUCUGGGAAUGUGGAAAAGCCGCAUCAGCCAUCCUCUCUCCAAGAAUAUAUUCCUGAUGUUUCCUUGAUUCGUGCAAGGGGAGAUCAGGUAACUGAUGUAGGGGAAAUGCAGGAAGAAGACAUGGAGCAGUUUUCUGAAUUAUCUGCAAAGGCAGGCGUGGAUAAGAUUGCAACUGAAGAAAGGCAAACAAGCUAUCCAGCUGUUGUGGAUUCAUCUGCUUCUCCUUCACACUUUUCAGAGGGAUCCUCAGUUGCCUUUGAUACAGUUGAACUAGAAGGUAUAAAUGGUAAUUUUAGAAGCCAACAGAUUAGAGAAGCUGCAGAGCUUAACGAAGAGAAACCAGAAACAUCUAUUGAUUUUCCUAAUAACAGAGAUCACGUGCUUUCAGCUGAACCUGAGGAAAGCUCUGUUGCAGAAAUGGCCAGUCAGCUGCAAUUGCCUGAGAGCGUCAGUAUAUCUGGAGUUUUGAGCCACGAGGAAACUCGUAAAAUUGACACAUUGAAUUUAUCUGCAGAACUUACCUCUGCUCAUGUUCAUGAAGGCCGCUCAGUCAGCUUCUUACAGCUUAUGGAUAUUGUAAAAGGACUUGGCCAAGAUGAAUAUCAAAUUUUGUGCAACGCAAGAGAGGCUGCUUCUAGUACUGAGCCAGGAACAAGUUCGUUGGAGCGACUAAGAGAAGAACUGUUUGUUUCGAGUACCAUGGAAGAUAUACUCCAUGUGCAACUCACAGAACAGUCUCAUCUACAAAUAGAGUUUGAUCAUCAACAUAACCAAUUUGUAGCUGAAAUAUCACAGCUUCGUGCAUCAUAUAGUGCGGUGACAGAGAGAAAUGAUUCUCUUGCGGAGGAACUAUCAGAGUGCCAGUCUAAACUCUAUGCUGCUACAAGCUCAAACACGAACCUUGAAAAUCAGCUUCUUGCUACAGAAGCACAAGUGGAGGAUUUCACUGCUAAGAUGAAUGAGUUGCAGCUUAGCCUAGAAAAGUCCCUGUUGGAUCUAUCUGAGACAAAAGAAAAAUUCAUUAAUCUUCAGGUAGAGAAUGAUACGUUGGUUGCAGUUAUAUCUUCCAUGAAUGAUGAGAAAAAGGAACUUAUUGAAGAAAAAGAAUCCAAGAACUAUGAGAUUAAGCAUCUUUCAUCUGAGUUAUGCAAUUGCAAGAACCUGGCGGCCAUACUAAAGGCAGAAGUUGAGCAAUUUGAAAACACUAUUGGUCCAUUAACAGAUGAGAAGAUACAUCUUGUGGAGGAAAAAUAUAGUUUAUUGGGUGAGGCCGAAAAGUUACAGGAAGAAUUGGCAAAUUGUAAGACCGUGGUCACCCUGCAAGAGGUGGAAAACUCAAACAUGAAGGAGACGCUUUCUUUACUGACACGCCAGCAGACUAUGUUUGAAGAGAACAACAUACAUCUCAGAGAAGAAAAUGAGAAAGCACAUCUAGAACUGAGUGCACAUCUGAUCUCGGAGACUUAUUUAUUAUCCGAGUAUUCCAAUCUAAAGGAGGGAUAUACUUUGUUAAAUAAUAAGCUCUUGAAGUUUCAAGGGGAAAAGGAACAUUUGGUUGAGGAAAAUGAUAAACUUACACAGGAACUUCUUACUCUUCAAGAGCACAUGUCAACUGUAGAAGAAGAGCGGACUCAUCUAGAAGUUGAGUUAAGAGAAGCAAUAGCGCGCCUUGAUAAAUUGGCUGAAGAAAAUACAUCUUUAACUAGCAGCAUCAUGGUAGAAAAAGCAAGAAUGGUAGACAAUGGUAGCGCAGAUGUGUCAGGGUUGAUCAAUCAGGAAAUUUCUGAGAAACUUGGUAGAAGUUCGGAAAUCGGGGUUAGUAAACAGAGUGCAUCUUUUCUUGAAAAUACGCAAUAUACAAAUUUGGAAGAGGUUAGGGAAUAUACUUCUGAGUUUUCUGCCUUGAUGAAGAAUCUGGAGAAGGGGGAGAAAAUGGUUCAGAACCUUGAAGAGGCAAUUAAGCAGAUCCUGACCGAUUCUUCAGUGAGUAAAUCUAGCGAUAAAGGUGCCACGCCAGCAGUAUCAAAACUGAUUCAAGCUUUUGAGUCAAAACGGAAACCAGAAGAACCUGAAUCUGAGAAUGCACAGUUAACUGAUGAUCUGUCAGAAGCAGAUCAAUUUGUUUCUGUUAAUGUGCAGAUUAGAAAUUUGAGAGGUUUGCUUGAUCAGUUACUGUUGAAUGCUAGGAAGGCUGGCAUACAAUUCAACCAGUUAAAUGAUGACAGGACAUCGACAAAUCAAAGACUCGAGGAGUUAAAUGUUGAGUUUGCAUCACAUCAGGACCACAUUAAUGUUCUGGAGGCAGAUACUAUUGAGAGUAAGGUUUCGUUCGAAGCUCUGAAGCAUUAUUCGUAUGAGCUGCAACAUAAAAACCAUGAUCUUGAACUUCUCUGUGAUUCAUUAAAGCUAAGAAAUGAUAAUAUCAGUGUAGAAAACACGGAGCUCAAUAAGAAGCUGAAUUAUUGCUCAUUGAGAAUUGAUGAGCUUGAAAUUCAGCUGGAAAACUUACAGCAGAAUUUAACUAGCUUUUUGUCCACAAUGGAAGAACAGUUAGUGGCCUUGCAGGAUGAAUCUGAGCGGGCAAUGAUGGUAGAACAUGAAUUGACAUCAUUGAUGUCUGAAUUUGGUGAAGCAGUUGUGAGGCUUGAUGAUUGUUUACUCAGAUCUGGCACUUCUGGAGCUCAUACUGGCUUAGAUAUGACCAAACGCAUAUCUGGUUCUGUUGAUGUGGCUGUAAACGUGAUUGAAGACCUCAAGGAAAAACUAGAAGCAGCUUAUGUGAAGCAUGAGUCCACCUCAAACAAAUAUGAGGAAUUGAAGCAGAGUUUCAAUACUCUGUUUGAGAAGAAUGAAUUUACAGCUUCUUCAAUGCAGAAGGUCUAUGCUGAUCUGACGAAAUUGAUUACUGAAUCAUGUGGGUCAGCGGAGAUGACCAGUCUUGAAGUUGAAAAUGUAGCUGUCUUUGAUCCUUUCAGAGAUGGUAGUUUUGAGAAUCUGUUGGAGGCUGUGCGAAAAAUUCUUUCUGAGAGGCUUGAACUUCAGUCUGUGAUUGAUAAGCUACAGUCAGACUUGUCGAGUAAAUCAAACGAUAUGGAGGAAAUGACGCAGCGAAGCCUUGAUUCCACUUCACUUCGAGAGUUAGUUGAGAAGGUUGAGGGUCUUCUGGAACUUGAAAGUGGAGUGAUUUUUGAAUCUCCUAGUUCACAGGUGGAGUUUCUCGUUUCCCAACUUGUUCAGAAGUUUAUAGAGAUUGAGGAAUUAGCUAAUCUCCUCAGAAAACAGUUAGAGGCCAAGGGGAAUGAGUUGAUGGAGAUCGAGGAGAGUUUACUGCACCAUAAGACUAAAAUAGCUGGUCUCAGGGAAAGUUUAACCCAGGCUGAGGAGUCCCUUGUGGCUGUACGAUCUGAGUUACAAGAUAAAUCUAAUGAACUUGAACAAUCAGAGCAGAGGUUAUUAUCGACUCGAGAGAAGCUUAGCAUAGCUGUUACUAAAGGAAAAGGUUUGAUUGUUCAGCGUGACAAUGUCAAGCAGUCGUUGGCCGAAGCCUCUGCUAAACUGCAGAAGUGCUCAGAAGAAUUGAAUUCGAAGGACGCUAGGCUUGUAGAAGUUGAAAAAAAACUGAAGACCUAUAUUGAGGCAGGUGAACGUGUGGAAGCAUUAGAAUCUGAGCUGUCAUACAUCCGAAACUCAGCUACUGCAUUGCGAGAAUCGUUUCUUCUGAAAGACUCUCUGCUUCAUAGAAUUGAAGAAAUUUUGGAAGAUUUGGAUCUCCCAGAGCAUUUUCAUGCCCGAGAUAUAUUGGAAAAGGUGGAGUGGUUAGCAAGAUCAGCUAACGGCAACUCUUCGCGCCCCUCUGGUUGGGAUCAGAAGAGUUCUGAUGGAGGUGCGGGAUUUGUUCUCUCAGAGCCCUGGAGGGAGGAUGUACAAACUGGCACAAGUUCUGAGGAUGACUUGAGGAUCAAGUUUGAGGAGCUCAAAGGAAAGUUUUAUGGAUUGGCUGAACAGAAUGAAAUGCUGGAGCAGUCCUUGAUGGAAAGGAAUACUUUGGUUCAGAGAUGGGAAAAACUCCUGGAAAAUAUUGAUAUCCCUCCACAGCUACACUCCAUGGAAGUGGAAAACAAGAUUGAAUGGCUUGCAAGUACAAUUACAGAGGCUACACAUGACCGGGAUAAUCUCCAACAGAAGAUUGAUAACCUUGAAGUCUAUUGUCAAUCAGUAACUACUGAUUUGGAAGUCUCACAAAAGCAAGUAGGUGAUGUCGAGGGAAAUCUUCAAUCAUGUGUUAGUGAGAGGGUGAAUCUUUCUGAAAGGCUGGAAAGUUUGAUUGGUGAUCAUGAGAGUCUUUCUGCAAGGGGCAUUCACCUUGAAGUUGAGAAUGAGAAACUGCAGAAUCAAGUGAAAGAUUUGCAUGAAAAAUUGGUUGAGAAACUUGGGAAUGAAGAACAUUUUCAGACUAUUGAAGGAGACUUGUUAAGUUUGAGGUACAUGAUUGAUGAUGUUAUACAGGAAGAUGGCUUGCAAGAUUUGGCUUUAGCAAGUAAUUCUGAGAACUUGGAUGGAGUGCUGAGAAAGCUGAUAGACUAUUAUAAGAAUUUGGUGAAAUCUAGUUUGCCAGGUGAAACCGAUGACAACGUCUGUGAAACUCGUCCAUCAGAUGCUGAUGUUAGAAGCGGAGAGUCAUUGGGUGCACAUGGAGCAACUUCUCAUGGGCAACAUUUUGAAUUGUCUGAUUCUAAUGUAGUUGAAGCAACAAGUAGAGACAUAGCAGUCGUAGAGACACCUGAUGUAGCUUCCCUAACAAAAGAUCUGGAUCAGGCACUGCAUGUUCAAAAGCUGACAAGGGAAGAAAGAGAUUUGUACAUGGCAAAACAACAAUCCUUGGUUGCGGAAAAUGAGGCACUUGAUAAGAAAAUAAUAGAACUGCAGGAGUUUCUUAAACAAGAAGAGCAGAAGUCAGCUUCUGUAAGGGAGAAGUUAAAUGUAGCUGUUAGGAAAGGGAAGGCUUUGGUCCAGCAAAGGGAUAGCCUGAAGCAAACUAUUGAAGAGGUGAACGCUGAGCUUGGUCGCCUGAAAUCAGAGAUUAUCAAAAGAGAUGAAAAGCUCUUGGAAAAUGAAAAGAAAUUUAGGGAGUUGGAAUCUUAUUCUGUGAGGGUAGAAUCCCUAGAGUCUGAGUGCCAAUUGUUGAAAAUUCAUUCGCAAGAAACAGAAUAUCUUUUACAGGAAAGAAGUGGUAAUUUGAGCAUGACGUUGAAUGCGUUAAAUAGCAUUGAUAUUGGUGAUGAAGGUGACAUAAAUGAUCCAGUCAUGAAGCUUCAACGAAUCUCCCAACUGUUUCAAACAAUGAGUACAACCGUGACUUCUGCUGAGCAGGAGUCGAGAAAAUCUAGAAGAGCAGCUGAGUUGCUACUUGCUGAGUUGAACGAAGUUCAGGAGACAAACGAUAGUCUGCAAGAGGAUCUAUCAAAAUUUACAUAUGAAAUCCAGCAACUUUCCAGAGAGAAGGAUGCAGCGGAGGCUGCAAAGGUUGAAGCCAUAUCUCGUUUUGAAAAUUUAUCAGCAGUCAGCAACGAAGAAAAGAAUAAGCUAUAUGCUCAACUGCUAUCAUGUGGAACCAGUGUGAACUCUCUAAGGAAAAUACUCGCAGGUACCAACAGUUGCCUAGCUGAUAUUUUCAUCAUGGAUAUGGAGUUUCUGCAUCAUCUGAAGGCAAAUAUGGAAUUAUGUGCGAAGAAAACUGGAACUGAUUUGUCUGGCUUGCCUCAACUCAGUACAGAGAAUCUGGUAGACAAGGAAAUCUUUGCACGCUUGAGUGCUGCUUGGUCUAACAUUAACUUGCAUGAGACAUCAAGUGGUGGAAACAUAGCCGAAAUUUGUGGUUCUCUCUCCCAAAACCUUGAUCAAUUUGUGGUUGGUGUUAGCCAUCUCGAAGAGAAAGUAAGCAAGCACUUGGCCACAUGGCACGACCAGAUCAAUAUUGUAUCCAACAGUAUCGACACCUUUUUCAAGUCAAUUGGAACAGGAACGGACUCUGAAGUUGCCGCUCUUGGUGAAAGAAUUGCCUUGCUUCAUGGAGCAUGUUCUAGCGUGUUGGUGGAAAUUGAAAGGCGUAAAGCUGAACUUGUUGGAAAUGACGAUUUUAAUAUGAGUCUCCACCAAGUAGAUGAGGACUUUUCGUCUAUGGAAUCUGUCAGGUCCAUGGUAAAUAGGCUAUCGUCAGCUGUUAAGGAGCUUGUUGUAGCGAACGCUGAGACUCUGGAGAGAAAUGAAAAGGAGAUGAAGGUAAUCAUCGCCAAUUUGCAAAGGGAGUUACACGAAAAGGACAUCCAAAAUAAUAGGACGUGCAAUGAACUUGUGGGUCAAGUUAAGGAAGCCCAGGCUGGUGCAAAAAUCUUUGCGGAAGAUCUUCAAUCUGCAAGUGCCCGGAUGCGUGAUAUGCAAGACCAGCUGGGUAUUUUGGUUCGGGAACGGGAUUCUAUGAAGGAGAGAGUAAAAGAGCUGCUAGCAGGGCAGGCGUCACACUCAGAAUUACAGGAGAAGGUCACAUCUCUUAGUGAUCUACUAGCUGCGAAAGACCUAGAAAUUGAGGCCUUAAUGCAAGCGCUUGACGAGGAAGAGUCUCAGAUGGAGGAUCUGAAACUCAGAGUUACAGAAUUAGAACAGGAAGUGCAACAGAAGAACCUAGACUUGCAGAAAGCUGAAGCUUCUCGUGGGAAGAUUUCCAAAAAGCUAUCAAUUACUGUGGAUAAAUUCGAUGAGCUCCAUCACCUCUCUGAAAAUCUUCUUGCUGAAAUCGAGAAACUUCAACAGCAAGUGCAAGAUCGGGAUACAGAGGUUUCUUUCUUAAGACAAGAAGUCACUAGGUGCACCAAUGAGGCUCUUGCUGCUUCUCAGAUGGGCACUAAGAGAGAUUCAGAAGAGAUCCAAACUGUACUGUCUUGGUUCGACACGAUAGCUUCACUACUUGGUAUAGAAGAUUCGCUGUCCACUGAUGCUGACAGUCAUAUAAACCACUACAUGGAGACAUUUGAGAAAAGGAUAGCGUCUAUGCUAUCUGAAAUAGACGAAUUACGGUUGGUUGGACAAAGCAAGGACGUUUUGCUUGAAGGCGAGAGGAGUAGAGUGGCUGAGCUCAGACAGAAAGAAGCAACUCUUGAGAAAUUCUUACUUGAGAAAGAAUCCCAACAAGACAUUUCAACAAGCUCGACGUCAGAGAUCGUUGAAGUGGAACCUCUGAUAAACAAGUGGACAAAAACAUCGAUUCCAUCACAAGUCCGGAGUUUGCGUAAGGGAAAUAUGGAUCAAGUCGCCAUUAGUAUAGAUGCAGAUCAAACUGAUCAAAGCGGUAGCUUAGAAGAAGAUGAUGAUAAAGCUCAUGGUUUCAGAUCACUCUCUACGUCAAGAAUCAUUCCUAGAUUCACAAGACCCAUCACUAACAUGGUCGAUGGUUUAUGGGUCUCUUGUGAUCGGACGCUCAUGAGACAACCUGCUUUACGGUUAGGGAUCAUGCUAUACUGGGCGAUAUUGCAUGCUCUUUUGGCUGCUUUCGUGGUCUAACCAAACUUCCAAUUUCCUGGUUUCUCGUUAUAGCAUGCAUGGGCUCAUCAAAGUGGUGAUGUGUUGUCGUCUCCAACACUAAUUUUUUUUUUUUUUUUUUUUUUUUUUUUUUGUCUUUGUCUUUGUUUUUAAUUCAUUGUUUAGCUUAUAUUAACCAAGCAAACUGUGGUUUCAGCAUUUUUAUUGAUCCGAAUCACAAACUGCUUGGGUUUUCAAACGAAUAAGAAAGAAAGUUUAUUUAGUAGCUGUGGAAUGAAAGUGUGAUUUAACUAGAGAGACUUGAAGUUCUAUUAUUUUUCUUUUUCCCUAUUCUGCUAUUCAUUAUUUUCAGAAAUACAAAG